Melopsittacus undulatus (budgerigar) is the source of this 1063-nucleotide messenger RNA. RefSeq names its product G protein-coupled receptor 17 (gene GPR17). Gene Ontology annotation, molecular function: G protein-coupled receptor activity. The record is from RefSeq and is a predicted model, not a curated record. Gene Ontology annotation, biological process: positive regulation of Rho protein signal transduction; phospholipase C-activating G protein-coupled receptor signaling pathway. The coding region runs from base 29 to 1063 and encodes 344 amino acids. Gene Ontology annotation, cellular component: plasma membrane. Lineage: Eukaryota; Metazoa; Chordata; Aves; Psittaciformes; Psittaculidae. The transcript has a single exon.
UUUUUUCCCUUCAAAACUGUUGUGAAAAAUGAACGGUCCAGCAGAUCCCUCAAACCUAUUCUUUAACUGCUCAAAUCCAUCAAAUUUCUCUUUGGAAACCUCAGAGCAAUGUGGCAAAGAGACACUCCUUGAGAACAUCCUUUUUGCAACUUUCUACUUUCUGGACUUCAUCCUGGCUUUUGCUGGCAAUGCCCUCGCUCUUUGGCUCUUCAUCCGAGAUCAGAAGUCAGGCACACCUGCCAACAUCUUCCUGAUGCAUCUUGCUGUGGCUGACCUGUCCUUUGUGCUGGUACUUCCUACGCGGCUGGUGUACCAUUUCUCUGGUAACCACUGGCCAUUUGGUGAGAUCCCAUGCAGACUCACUGGCUUUCUUUUUUACCUCAACAUGUAUGCCAGUAUCUACUUCCUGAUGUGUAUCAGUGUUGACCGCUUCCUAGCCAUUGUGCACCCUGUGAAGUCCAUCAAGCUCCGGAGGUCCCUUUAUGCCCAUUUGACAUGUGCCUUUCUAUGGGUUAUAGUUGGGGUUGCAAUGGCACCUCUGCUGCUCAGUGUGCAGACAGUUGAGAUGAAAAACACAACUGUCUGCCUGCAGCUUUACAGAGAAAAGGCAUCACGUCAUGCCCUUGUGUCCUUAGCAGUGGCAUUCACCUUCCCGUUUGUUACUACAGUGACUUGCUACUUAUUGAUCAUCCGAAGUCUGAAGAGUGGGAACAGAGUGGAGAAACACCUGAAGGAAAAAGCUAUCAAAAUGAUCAUUAUGGUCCUGCUGAUCUUUCUGGUUUGCUUUGUACCUUAUCACGUCAAUCGCUACAUUUACAUUCUCCAUUACAAUGGAACCAAAACUUCCUGUGAAAUGCAGCGUAUUCUAGCCCUCAGUAACCGCAUCACUUCCUGCCUCACAAGUCUAAAUGGUGCCUUUGACCCAGUCAUGUAUUUUUUUGUAGCUGAGAAAUUCCGUGAGGCUUUGUGCAAUCUGUUUUGUGUUAAAAAGACUGUAAUCUUGCCUCAAACGUAUGAGGGUAAGACAAAUGAAAGCUCACUGAGUGCUAAAUCUGAACUGUGA